AUGGACGCCCCGAAAGUGACAAAGUACGACUCGUCGACGAUCGACAACCCGGACCGCGCGCGCGAGCUUGUCAAGAUCAUCGCGGACCAGGAACAGUCCCUCCGAUUCGACAAGUUUGACUAUGACGUCGCGUGGAAGAUUGGCACGACCAUCCGCGAGGGCUUCCUCGAGUCCAAGUUUGCAAAGGAGGGAAGCGGCGUCGUGAUCGCGAUCGAGCUCUUCAACGAUCACAGCCUGUUCCGGUGCACGGUAGGGAAUGCGCCCGCCGUCGGCCCCGACAACUGUCUUGCAGAACAUCUGAAUGCUGUUUUGGCAGCCCUUGCGGUCGAGCCGCUCACAGAAGUCUCUGCAAUCGUUAUGGUUAAAGUCGCCGUAGCUAACGUCAGGCUCUGGGUCCGCGGCAAGCUCGCUGUCGUUCGCCGGUUCGGCAUCUCCUCGCUCCGGAAGGGCCGUGAGCUCGCGUCCAAGUCAAAGAAGCCGGAGCAGGCUGGCCUUGCCUUCCCCGAAUAUGCGUGUCACGGUGGUGCGUUCCCGAUCUGGAUCAAGUCGAGACUGGACCGAUCGGCGCGAUUUGUGUCUCCGGUCUGCCGCAGCUGCACGACCACCAGCUUAUCGUAUCAACGGCCGGCUACUGACGGUAACCCUGGGACAUGCUCAGCACUGAUCACUUACCCUCCUGCCAACAUCGACCCCUUGAGCACGAAACUCCUAAUCCAGCAUCACAAUGCCAAGCAGCCUGGCACGCAGUUCUUGGCAUAUCAGAUGGUCCGUUCGAUGCCCACUUCCGACGUGGCUCCGCAUCCACCCUCGACAGCCCCAGACUGCUCACCCAAGAGUCACUCCGGUCACCCAACGUCUCGACUUCCGUUUCCCCAAGACCAUGCAUCGCUCGGCGCGUCCGGCACGCCCAUCACACCGUCCAAUGUGAUCACCGCUUUGGGCGACUUGGCGUCCCUUCUCGCAGAUGGCCGGCAGCGCCACCGUCCUGCGCCACGGGCGGAGGCGCAACCCUGGUGGGUGGUAUGGUGGAGAGACAUGGCAUACCGCAUCGCAGCAUGCCGAGCUACCGAGCUGCAGCGGUACGGUGGCGUCGAGCUCGUCAGACACCGCCAGCACUCGCUCCAGACCAGCCUGCACAGCCUCAGUGACAGGGAUCCAGGAGUGAUUUUGGGCCGCGACCUGACUGAUGGCCAUCCAUUCAUUCAUAUCACAGCGCUUCACAUGGCCUCGCAGAUGUCCAACACCUGGUGUCCGGUUCUCACGAUAGCGUAA
Trichosporon asahii var. asahii CBS 2479 is the source of this 1272-nucleotide messenger RNA. RefSeq lists its product as uncharacterized. The transcript has 5 exons. Bases 1 to 1272 code for a protein of 423 amino acids. Gene Ontology annotation, biological process: post-translational protein targeting to endoplasmic reticulum membrane. Gene Ontology annotation, cellular component: TRC complex. NCBI's taxonomy places the organism in Eukaryota, Fungi, Basidiomycota, Tremellomycetes, Trichosporonales, Trichosporonaceae. The record is from RefSeq and is a predicted model, not a curated record.